AUGCCAUCAUGUGUUAUGGAAUAUCCCUCUGGCCAGUUUUUACCAACUGUCCUGGCUGUGUCCUCUGCCAGUUCCUUGUACACCCCAGUCUCUGUGCUGGUGUGGUGGGAUGAACUGGCAUCAGAUUUGGGCAGGCACAAGAAAAAUCAAAACUUCUGUGCUGGUCCAGACUGGAAGGCACCAUCCUCUCCCCCAUCACACCAGGCUCAGAAGAUGCAGGUGAAGCUGCCUUGGGUGCAAGAACUGGGUCGUUCUGCCCAGCAUGCUCACAGGGGUCUGGUGAGAAAGGCUGCCCAGAAAGGAGCAAACUGUAAAAACAGCCACAGCGUUACUAUGGGAGAGGUGCAUGUGGAUGAAGGCUUUGACCUGAGGCAUGGUGACAGCCAGGACCAGCUUACUUCUUGGACUAAGUCAGGAGGGAGCUUUCUACACUUAGAAGUAGCAUGGAAGGUAACCCAGCAGGCAGCAGUGGCUGGAGAAGUCCUAAGACAGGCAGGGAAGGGCAUUCGCUCAGUGAGCAGGACCCACAGACUGGGACUCAGAGCUGUAAACAAGACUAAAAAGGAGUAUCAGUGCAUAAUGGAAAAGGGCAGUGAUGGAGGACAUCAGAGGAGGAUUGAUGGGAGCAAAACAGUAAGUGUGAAAGGGGCAAUGGAUCCCAGCCUAUGGGGAAGUGCACAUAAGAAGAGGAUAAAUAUGGCUUUUAAGGGCGAGGAUCACUUAGAUUCCCUUUCAUUACCAGUUCAGCGUAUGCAUUUAAUCCAGGUGGACUCUGUUCAGCGUUGGAUGGAAGAUUUGAAGUUGAUGACAGACUGCGAAUGUAUGUGUAUUCUCCAGUCCAAGCCCAUCAGCAUUGAGAAGGAUGAACAAAAUGAACUUAUGCUUUCCUCACAGUAUAGCACUUGUGAUAACUUGCAGCUUCUGUUAAAGAGAGCUUGGAUCAUAAGCACAGAAUUGACAAGGAUUGCUCAGAAGCUGGAGAAGAAUAGGUGGCAGAGAGUCCACAGCAUGACAGUAAGAGUCAACUGCCACGUGCGUUCAAUGAUAAAUGAGUACAAUACGUUCACCAGGAAUCCUUCAGAAGAAAUGCACCAGUUUGAAAAACUUUUAAUAGACAAGUGUUCAGAAUUUACAGCAUUCACAGAAAGGUGCAUACAGACUGAAGAUGAAGAGAUACUGAAGUCUAUGAAAUCUUGUAUUAAUGAAACACUCACCACCGUUGCCCAGUAUUUUGGCCAGUUGAUAGAGCUGGUUUUAACACAUGAGGCACAGAACCUGCUGAGACAAAUAGAGCUGUCAGACAGUGUGCACGUCACCGAGUCGGCGAUUAGCAGUUUGUUCAGCCUUACCCAGGAAGGUGCCCAUCUGUGCCGUAUCAUAGCUAAGGAAGGAGGUGUAGUCACUCUCUUUAAGAUCUGUCGCCAGGAUUGUUUCAGAUGUCUUUAUCCCCAGACACUGAGAACCUUGGCAUCAAUUUGCUGCGUAGAGGAAGGGAUGCACCAGCUGGAAAAGGUUGAUGGGAUACUGUGCCUGGCUGACAUUCUCACUGAUAACAGCCAUUCUGAAGCUACUCAUGCUGAAGCAGCAGCAGUAAUUGCACAGAUCACAUCUCCACAUCUCACAUUCACUCAGCAUCUCAGCAGCUUUCUGGAAAAUAUGGAAGAAAUUGUGACUGCGCUUGUCAAACUGUGCCAAGAAGCUUCGUCAGGUGAAGUUUUCUUGCUGGCUUCAGCAGCUCUUGCCAAUAUUACUUUCUUUGAUACCAUGGCUUGUGAAAUAUUGCUCCAGUUAAAUGCAAUGAAGAUUCUUCUGGCAGCAUGUUCGGACAAACGCAUAGUGGAUACUCCAUAUUCUCGAGAUCAGGUGGUAACAAUAUUGGCAAACAUGUCUGUUUUGGACCAGUGUGCUUCAGAAAUCAUUCAAGGAAAUGGUAUUCAACUUUUAAUGGAAAUGCUCUUUGAAAAAUCAUCUUCAGGAAGUUCAGCAGAAGUUGCUGCUUGUGAGCGAGUCCAACAGAAAUCUGCAGUAACACUGGCACGACUCAGCCGGGAUCCUGAAGUGGCAGAUGCAGCUGUAAAACUCAGCUGUAUUCCUCGCCUAAUUAAACUUUGCAGAUCACCAACCGAAAGAAAUAACAGCGAUUCUGUUCUAGUGGCAUGUCUGGCAGCCUUACGAAGACUAGCAGUUAUGAGUCCUGAAGGACUUGAAGAUUCAGAUUUUCAGCAGCUAGUAAAGCCCAGACUUGUGGACUCUUUUCUGUUAUGCACAAAUAUGGAAGAGAGCUUUGUAUAAAUGUGAGCCAAAAAUGAUAAUCAACAUGAUAAGUAUACAGUAAGAUAAUACAGAUACAAUUUUAUUUUUUUUUUAGUCCUGUUGUUAUUUAUGACUUAUUUAUUCUAAACCCAUGAACAUGCAUUUUGUAAGAGAAAAGGAACAGAAUGAGCAGACUUGUUUCAGUGAUUUGCAAAGACAAUUUUUUAUUUUAUUUUCCUACCAAGACACAUCAACAGACCUUAUCAUUGCCAUCUAGCAAA
This is a messenger RNA of Manacus vitellinus (golden-collared manakin), 2534 nucleotides long. It is a transcript of the gene INSC, whose product is annotated as INSC spindle orientation adaptor protein. Gene Ontology annotation, biological process: establishment of mitotic spindle orientation; regulation of asymmetric cell division; asymmetric cell division. Bases 1 to 2292 code for a protein of 763 amino acids. Gene Ontology annotation, cellular component: apical cortex. The record is from RefSeq and is a predicted model, not a curated record. Gene Ontology annotation, molecular function: protein binding; cytoskeletal adaptor activity. NCBI's taxonomy places the organism in Eukaryota, Metazoa, Chordata, Aves, Passeriformes, Pipridae. The transcript has 15 exons.